Messenger RNA from Aspergillus tubingensis, 3471 nucleotides. RefSeq names its product putative 1-phosphatidylinositol-4,5-bisphosphate phosphodiesterase Plc1. Gene Ontology annotation, molecular function: calcium ion binding; phosphatidylinositol-4,5-bisphosphate phospholipase C activity. The transcript has a single exon. Lineage: Eukaryota; Fungi; Ascomycota; Eurotiomycetes; Eurotiales; Aspergillaceae. Gene Ontology annotation, biological process: lipid metabolic process; phosphatidylinositol-mediated signaling. The record is from RefSeq and is a predicted model, not a curated record. The coding region runs from base 1 to 3471 and encodes 1156 amino acids.
AUGGCUUACGCCGCCGCUUCGUCGCCUUCAACCAUAAAUGGCGACACCCAAGCAAGUUUAAAAGUCACUGGCUCACUCCCGAAACCUCCAAAACUACAUAAUGUCAACACAUCUGUUCCCCCCGCCCCCAAUCCCUCCUCCGCUCCGCCCUGUGCCUCCAUAUACUCAUAUACACCUAACUCAUUACGUCCUUCGCAUACCUUCUCAAAUGCUUCGAGCCCUUCAGGCACCCCUCUGCAAUCAGCUACUGACGCGCUCCGAGGUCGAAUACCCUCAUUCCCUCUGAUACCCCCAGCCCAUCUAGAGCUUGGAGAUUCAAUGAUGGCUGUUCCUGGGAAUGCUAGUGCUUCCGGCUCGGGAGACGCGGCAACCCAAACGACAAACAAAGCCCCGGGGUUGAUGCGCAGAAUCUCUCGAGGGGCAGCUAACAAGCUCACUCGGAGGCGGCAAUCCGCGACGCAGAAUGAUAAGCGGGACCGUAGCUCCGGUCCCGUUAUCAUGCGCAGACGAAGCGACAGCAAGACUGGACAAAAUAGCUGGGAAAGUGCGCUUGAGUCCAGUAAUGAAGAAGACAGCAACGAUGCUCUGGAUUCUCUUGGGGUCUGGUGUGGCUCCGAGGCUUCUAGCUUGCAGAAUGAGAGUUUCAUUCCUCCUACUCGCAUCGUUAGUGCAGUCGCACCGAAGGUUGAUGCGAUGAUUCAGCGUGGCACAGUCCUCACGAAGGUCACCAAGAAACGACGAAAGCAAGUGCGCUUCUUUUUCGACAUCGACGCUGGGAAAGUUUACUGGGAUCUUUCGAACCCGACGAAACGUUUUUAUAUAGAUGACAUCAAGGAGGUCCGAGUGGGUGUCGAUGCUCGCAAUUAUCGCGAGGAACAUCAGGUUUCACAGGAUCUUGAAAGCAAAUGGUUCACCAUUGUCAUCGCCGAUGCAGAACGAUUGAAGGGACGGGCUGUCAAGACUCUGCACCUGAUUGCGCCUAGUGAUCAUACCUUUGAACUCUUUACGACAACCCUCGAACACAUUUCACGCUAUAGAAUUGGUCUUAUGGCUGGCCUAGCUGGUUCUGGCCAGAGCGAAGCGGUCUUGAAAGCCCACUGGCAGCGUGAGAUGUCCAGAUUAUAUCCAAAGGGUUUAAAGCCCGACGAACUCGAGAGCCUGGAUUUUGAGGCGGUUGAGAGUGUAUGCCGCAGCUUGCACAUCAACUGCUCCAAAAAUAUGCUCCGUGCUCAAUUCUCCAAGGCGGACAAUAACAACAAGGGCAAAUUAUUUUUUUCCGAGUUCAGUGACUUUGUUGCUCGUUUGAAGGAGCGGAAAGAUGUCAAAGCUAUCUUCAAAGAGCGCGCUGUCAGUUUUGAAGGCUUUACUUUGGAAGAAUUCCUGGCAUUUCUUCGUGAUGUGCAGAAUGAAGAUGUCGAGUCUGACCGAAACUACUGGGUGUCUAUCUUUGAUCGGCUUGUGCGCAAAUCGAGACCCCGUGCACCCAGUCUUCCAGAGCAUUCGGACGGAAGGCCUACUGUGGUUCCGCGUCUGGGCCUCGAUGCCUUCACCUCGUUUCUAUCUUCUUCCUGGAAUGGGGUCUACGCCUCCCGCGCCCCCCAGUCCAGGUUUGAUCGCCCAUUAAACGAAUACUUCAUCUCCAGCUCUCACAAUACGUAUCUCCUGGGUCGCCAGGUUGCUGGUGCAUCCAGCACUGAGGCAUACAUCAGCGCUCUGUCCCAAGGGUGUCGUUGUGUGGAAAUCGACUGCUGGGACGGAGCUGAUGGCCGACCCAUUGUCUCUCACGGAAGGACCAUGACCACCAGCGUCCUGUUCGCCGAUUGCAUUACUGUCAUCAACCGAUACGCAUUCAUCAGCACAGACUUCCCCCUUAUCCUCUCUCUCGAAGUUCACUGCAAUCCCGAGCAACAACUAGCCAUGGUGAAAAUCAUGAAGGAGACCUUCAAAGACCAAUUAGUCUUGGAGCCACUUCUUACAAACACCUUCGUCCUUCCAUCGCCCGAGGAAUUGAAGCGUCGCAUCCUUGUGAAAGUCAAAACUUGCGAUGAAACAGAGGGUGGUAUGCGACAAGAAUCGUCGGGUUCGUUGAUUAGUGUCGGUCGAAAGCGCAGCUCAAGCUCCCCUUUUAUGCAACCGACGGUGCCCGAGUACCCUCCAAUUUCCAACCUUGUUCCUCUUGCUGGGUCUUCCACGGCUGGCCAGGAUAGUGUCGAUACUUUCCUUUCCCAUGACAGACGAUCAUUCACGACCACUAGCUUAAGCAGCGCCACGGAAGACAGUGAUGGCGCAUUGACGUCCAUGAAAAGGGAACGGAAACGACGCCAGAAGAGCAAGAUCACCAAGCCAUUAUCGGACUUGGGAGUAUAUACUCGGGGCUACAAAUGGCAUAGCUUUACGUCCGCGGAAAGCCAGCGGUAUAACCAUGUGUAUUCGUUCGCAGAGCGUUCCUUCGAGAGUAUCUGCCGUGAUUCAGAUAGCAAAGCGGUCUUCGAGAAGCACAACCGAAAGUAUUUGACAAGGGUCUAUCCGUCUGGCUUCCGUCUGAGGUCCUCUAACUUCGAUCCCCUCAAAUUCUGGCGUCGCGGAGUGCAGAUGGCCGCUUUGAACUGGCAAACCUACGAUGUUGGAAUGCAGUUGAACCAAGCCAUGUUUGCCGCCGGGACUGAUCGCACAGGCUACGUACUCAAGCCCGAAUCUCUUCGCACAGUGACUCCUGGCGAAGAUAAAUGGAAGAGCACGGGGCGGAAACGCGUUAACUUUACUAUCGAAGUCAUCUCUGCCCAGCAACUACCGCGGCCUCGCAGCCUUGGACCGGACGAUAAUAUCAACCCGUACGUAGAGGUUGAGAUAUUCAGUGCCGAUGAUCGAGGCCAGAGUUUUGUCAUUGGGGAAGGUGGUCUAAACGCUUCGGCGCGGAGUGGCGUGUCAGGUAUUGGCUAUCCGCACCGUCGGCGCACAAAAAUCGAGCAGAGCAAUGGGUAUAGCCCCAUCUUCAAUGAUUGCUUCAAGUUUGCGCUGGAAACGAAGUAUCCGGACCUCGUGUUUGUCCGCUGGACGGUCUGGAGCUCGCUGGAUGGCCGCAGUGCAGGAAACAACAGCAGUCUUCAGUUGGCUACCUUUACUGCCAAACUCACCAGCCUUUCUCAAGGCUACCGCUAUCUGCCUUUGUAUGAUGCAGGCGGCGACCAAUAUCUCUUCUCAACCCUGUUUUGCAAGAUUACCAAGGAUGGUAUCACUCCCGCCUCCAUUGAACGACCCGAUACCGAGGAACUCCGUGCUGAGCGAUUGGGUAUUCUCCGUCAAAUCGGUCAAACCGUGUUCAAGCGCUCGUCAUCCACUGAACGGGAGAAGGAGGCUUUCUCCGAUAAGGGUAGUGAGAUCCCGAUCAGCUCAGAGGACAACCAUUCUCCUACAUCCCCGACUUUGACGCCGACAGUGUCAGCGGCAUCUACGUCUUCGCUGCCUCCUUAG